Messenger RNA from Siniperca chuatsi (mandarin fish), 4341 nucleotides. RefSeq lists its product as uncharacterized. NCBI's taxonomy places the organism in Eukaryota, Metazoa, Chordata, Actinopteri, Centrarchiformes, Sinipercidae. Gene Ontology annotation, molecular function: RNA-DNA hybrid ribonuclease activity; nucleic acid binding. Bases 760 to 3132 code for a protein of 790 amino acids. Gene Ontology annotation, biological process: DNA integration. The record is from RefSeq and is a predicted model, not a curated record. The transcript has a single exon.
UAUCUGGCAAGGAAUAGAUCAUUGCUGUAGACAAAAGAAGAAACAAGAGAAACCUGAGGGUCCCCCGCCCUACCAAUCGCAAUCUAACAUGCAUACACACACACCGUCAACUCCUCCCACUUCUAUGUAUUGUUGAAGUCAGGUGUUUUAGAACCUUCUUGCUCACCCUGGAACACUCCCAUACUACCCAUUGAGAAAUAAGGGACAAGUAAAUAUCGCAUGGCACAUGACUUAAGGGCAAUUAAUGACAUUUUAGCCACACCCACCAUUCCAGUACCAAACCCUGCACUCAACAACCUCACACCAGAACAGAAAUGGUUCACUUGUAUUGAUUUAGCUAAUGCGUUCUUUUGUGUACCUUUAGCUCAGGAGUGAAGGGAAAUUUUCUCAUUUACCUACAAGGGACAGCAGUUGCAGUACACCAGAGUACCACAAGGGUUUGCAUUGUCACCAGGAUUGUUUAAUCAGGUUCUAAAACAGGCUCUAAGUGGUUGUGAGUUACCAUCAGGUUGCACUCUGGUUCAGUAUGUUGAUGAUUUGUUGAUUGCAGCUCCAGAUCCUCAGUUGUGUGCUAAACCUGCAAAAAAUGUUUUGCUCAGGUUAGCGGAGAAAGGAUUUAAGGCUAGUAAAUCUAAGCUACAGGCUAUCAGAACUCAGGUUUCUUUCCUGGGGCGGGUAAUAUCACAGAAGGGGGCAGACUUGUCACAUGCACACAGAUCAACCAUCUUACAUCAUCCCCGUCCAGUCACAGUUAAAGACAUGCUUUCCUUCCUUGGUCUCACAGGUUACAGCAGAAACUACAUUGCAAAUUAUACAGGCCUCACACAACCACUUCGCAAAAUGAUAAAUGCACAAGGUAUGAGAAAUCUUAAAGCUCAGUUAGACUGGUCCAUUGAGGUGGAACAAUGCUUUAUUGACCUGAAGCAGAAACUGUCACAAGCGACGGAACUUGCUCUACCAGACUAUACACUUCCCUUCUCUUUAGAUGUUUCUGAAACAGAAGGGGUGGUAAAUGGUGUUCUGUUUCAGAAAAAAGGGGGGGCUAGACAAGUGUUAAUGUAUGUUAGCAUUAUGCUGGACUUAAUGGAAAAACGACAUCCUACAUGCACACAACAUGCAGCAGGCGUGGCAAAAAUUCUUCAGAAAACAGCCCAUAUAGUGAUGGGACACCCCCUGACGAUACUAACAACACACAGUGUGGUAGCAUUUGUAAACUCACAGACAUUCACCAUGACAUCUCUUAGACAACAGAGACUCUGUAAAAUAUUGGAAGCACCAAAUCUGACUUUCACACAUGAAGGCAUCAACAUGGCAGACAGAAUGGGGACAGGUGACCCACAUGAGUGCGAGAGAGAAAUCACAAAAGAUGUCAAGGUGAGACCAGAUUUGGAAGCUCAGCCUUUGCCAAGUUCAGAACAAUUAAUCACUGAUGGGUGUUGCUACAAACAUGACAAAUUAGGGUUGAAGACAGCAUAUGCGGUAGUCAGGCAGACAGAAACAGGAUAUGAAGCUAUCAGAGCAGAGCAACUGGAGGGACAGCAGUCAGCACAGAGAGCAGAAGUGGUUGCAGUGACAGAAGCCUUGAAAUGGGGACAGGGCAGGGACGUCACAAUUUAUACAGACUCAGCAUAUGCUGCAGGGGCAGUACAUGUGGAAAUGAGACAAUGGAUGAGAACAGGGUUCUUGACAGCAGGGGGCAAACCUAUCAAACAUGAGGAAGAGAUGAAAGAGUUAAUGGAGGCUUUGAAAUUACCAAGGAAGGUGGCAGUGGUAAAAUGUAGAGGACAUGAUCAGGCUAGCACUCCAGUAGCUACAGGGAACCAGGAAGCAGAUACAGCAGCAAAAAGGGUAGCAGGGUACUUGCAAAUGUACCAAAUGAUAACCAGUGAGGAGACUGAAUUACAACCCAAACUCACUGCAGAGGCAGUAAAAGAAUAUCAAAAGGGGGCGGGGGCCCAAGAAAAAGCAGUAUGGAUGCAGAGAGGAGCUACGGUGCAAAAUGGACUGUGGAGGGGGCUGGACAGACGAAUGGUCCUCCCACCAGGUAUCAGGGCAAGAGCCCUGAGAGAAGCACAUGGCUUGGGGCAUGUGGGGGCAAAGCAAAUGAAUAGGAACUUGUGUCAUUGGUGGCAUCCGUUCCUAGCAGAUAUGGCAAAGCAUUUUGUAAAAAGUUGUACAGUCUGUUCACAUUUUAAUCCGAAGCCGGUGGUGAGACCGGAAAUGGGGCAUUUCCCUAUUACAACCUGCCCUGGCCAGGAGGUGGUGAUAGACUAUACGGAUAUGAUUGAUCCGGUGAAAGGUUUUAGGUAUUUGUUGGUGUGUGUUGAUACAUUCACAGGGUGGCCAGAGGCGUGGCCAGCAAAAAAGGAGGACGGCGCUACGGUGAUAAAAUGUUUGAUUAAUCAUUACAUUCCCAGACAUGGUUUCCCAGCAAAAAUCAGAUCAGAUAAUGGUACUCACUUUAAAAACACAGAUCUACAAAGAGUAGAAGCGAUGCUGGGUUUGAAACAUUCAUUCGGCACUGUCUACCACCCCCAGUCACAAGGUAAGGUGGAGAGAAUGAAUCAGAACAUCAAACAAAAAUUGGCUAAAAUCUGUGCACAGACAAAACUGAAUUGGGUGGAUGCAUUACCCCUGGCCCUGAUGACAAUCAGGAGCUCCCUCAAUCAAGGAACAGGGUUUACACCAUAUGAGCUGCUGACAGGAAGACAGUUUCCGGGGCCCAGUGCCACUCUGGGACUAGGGGAAGAAGGGGAAAAAAUGGAACACAAGACAUAUUUUAACGAAUUACAAGCUCUUGUCUCAGAUUUCUCCAAACAGGUUGGCGAAAGGCAGGCGCUGACAGAAGGAUCCACUCUACCCACAGCCUGGUGGGUAUCACUGAGAGUCAACAAAAGGAAGUGGUCAGAGCCCAGGUGGACAGGACCAUUCGAGGUCACAGAGAGAACAUCACAUGCGGUCCGGGUAAAAGAUAAAGGCGACACCUGGUUCCACUGGAGCCAGUGCACGGUGGCCGAGGAGCCAGGACAGAGUUUGGAGGAGAUCGGAGCAGAUCUACGGCAACUACAAGCUGAAAGCACCGGCUCGGCUGAGUCGGAGAACACCCAGACCCCAACAAAAGAGGCAGAAUAAUCCUCUGGUCUGUGGUCGAAAGGUACAACCCCUGUACCCCGAGAGGAAUCACACUGUUAGCUGCAGGAGGGGAAGUGCUAGUAACUUCUCCUCUAGGUCAUAGAAGAGUGUGCUGGACGAACACAAUUCCCAGCCUGAAGUUGAAGAUGACGUCACAUCCUGAAGGAAAAGACUGUGAAGUGAUAUAGAGGGUUUUAAUCUCCUGAAACAGAGGUUGCUGUUUCAGUACAAAGAAAUAGAAAAGUUCCAGUCAUAAGAUGGGGAUGUGGGGCAGUCCUAAGGGGGCAGCGGUUACAACUGUAUUAGGAGUGUUACUUGUAAUUUAAAUUUGGUAUUUUACUAUCUCUUGCUACUUUUGCAGCUAUUAUUAUAACUUGUGGUUGUUGUUGUAUUCCAUGUGCCAGAGCACUAUGUGUCAGGAUUAUCACCUCCACAAUCCAGAAGCAGGAAGGCCCUAAACAAAUUAGUAUGAUGCCUCUUUUAGAUUUUACUGCCAAAAUGUUACUGCAGAUGAACAAGACAACAAAGUAACAAGCAACAAAGUUCACACUCAAAGUAAGAGUAUGAAUUGUAGUUUAAAUAUAGCCAGCAAUGCAUGAUGUCCAAUUUAUUGGACAGAAACAUACUCUUUAGUUGUUACUUGAGGUUGCCAAGCAUUUACCUGCAAGGGUCUCCUACUAUACAAGGAUUGGCAAGAUGUUCCUGAGCUGCUCAGCGUUUCUGGCCAUCCGUUGGGCAUUUUGGUUUUGAGAAAAUGGUGUUGCACUUAAAACAGCUGGCCAGUGGGUGGCAGUGUAUGGGAUGACAAACUAGCAUCCACUGUAGUGGCUGAUGUGCAACUACAUCAUCAAAACCCAUGCAUUUACAAGAAAACGGCUUUUGAAUAGCUGUCCACUGUAGUGACCACUAUAAAGGGAUUUAUAAACACCAUAAGACAAUCAAAAUGGAAAAUCAUUUUACACGUUGACACCACAAUGUGUUAAUGGGUUUGAACGUGUUGUUAACGCGUUGAUUUUUCACACAUUAACAACAUGUUAACAAUGUGUGAUCUCAGACAUCAAUUUCACAAAGUUCUAAACCAUUUGGCCACUUGUCUAGUUUGAACGGGUGAGUGUCAUAAGUUCUCACUGGGUGCUGAGCACCAGGGUUAAACCCUUUCUGUAAGCCUAGGGGUUGCCUUCCACCAUUUAACAUGCUAAGGAGCCUCUC